AUGAUAAUGUCUCCAUCUAUGCCGCUCGCGCAACCAGCCGUGCCUUAUCCCCAAGCGCCACCCUAUGCGAGCACUGUCACCUAUCCUGCACCCUACGUUCAUAGUACGAGCCGAGCGUCAAGUCCCUCCAACCAUAGUCGGGCAUCGGACGGUUUGCCGUACCGCGGAAUGGGAUCUCCUAGCACGGUGAACUCGGAAUUCGAAGUCGAAAGAGUAUCGAAAGCGAAUCGGAGGAGAUCUGUACCUGUUACGACCACAGAGGACGAUAUUGCGUAUCGGGAGUCUGUUUCAAGGCUUCUCAUCGCUUCGACGAGGGUUUCGACGAUAUCGGGGUACAUCCCCCUAGAUCCGUCCCAUCUAAUUUUGUUUUUCCGGACCAAAAGCGGAAUAACUCAUUCUCUCGACUUCCCCAUCGACGUGGAUUACAACACCCCUCCAGCACUUGACGUUCUGAUCGCAUCUUGUCGACCACACCAGACUUCCGAUUCGAAUGACUACUCUGAUACGGAAUCCCUGUUUUACCCACCCAAUCUGCCUUUAACCACCUCGCUCGAACUAGCCAACCAUCCGAUCCUCGAUGCCGUACGUGGCGCUCUCUUCCCACUGUUACCUCAAGGUCACUACCUCACCGUCGUCCGCGACAAACUCGAAGCGGUCGUCAACGGCGGCCGAAUGGGGACACAAAGUCGCAUGUUGAGAAAUGACGGACGAGUAGCGACCAUUUGCGUCACCCUCCCGGUCCGAUUCCGUGGAGGAGCCCUUCUGGUUCGCGAUGCGGAAGGCCACGAAGAGAAGUUCUACGGAAGAGGUGGUAAAUCGGGUGACAUCGAAUGGGUAGCUUUUUCAGCUGAUUGCGAGUAUGAAGUUGAGUUGGUUCAGAAGGGGACGAAGGUGACGUUGUGUUAUGGGGUUUAUUUGAAGACGUUUGGGGCUAGUGGUGUUACGGAUCCGUUGAUUAAUCCGAGUGAUGUGUUUUUGGAUCUGGUCAGCCCGGUGUUGAAUUAUUCGAGGGGGAGGUGUGUUGGGUUUUAUGUUGGGUGCGAGUAUGCGGUUAAUCCGGCGGAGAUGGUGGCGGAUACGUUGGUUCCUAUGCUCAAAGGAGGUGACUCGCUUCUCUAUCACGCUCUCAAACUCUACAAACUCAGUCCUGAAAUUCGCUGGACCGCCGGAGGUUACAUCUGGCCUCGAGAUGUACCGGUUGAGAUUAUAAACCCACCUUUGUCGACCCAGUCCAGUCCCACAUCUCGUUUAGCCGGUAUGUCUUUGCAAGGGGCACCUCCUCCCGUUCGCGGACCAUUCGGUGUUUACUCUGAACAUGAAGGCCCUGAAGACUCACUUCGAAAUCGUGUCAUUCAUAGCGGGGCUAUAUCUCUGGCAGAAGCCGAUAUCAUGAUAUUAACGGAUUGGAAUACACCGUCCCCGCUUGUGGGGAAGGAGCGGGUGCCGUUUGUCAAUGGAGGGGAGAUGGAGAAGUUGGUGGUUAAUGCGUUGAUUGUAAUUUUUGUGCCCUAA
This is a messenger RNA of Marasmius oreades (fairy-ring Marasmius), 1512 nucleotides long. RefSeq lists its product as uncharacterized. The transcript has 3 exons. Bases 1 to 1512 code for a protein of 503 amino acids. The record is from RefSeq and is a predicted model, not a curated record. NCBI's taxonomy places the organism in Eukaryota, Fungi, Basidiomycota, Agaricomycetes, Agaricales, Marasmiaceae.